Molecule: messenger RNA, 2253 nt
Organism: Lachancea sp. 'fantastica'
Lineage: Eukaryota; Fungi; Ascomycota; Saccharomycetes; Saccharomycetales; Saccharomycetaceae
Source: the annotation of a GenBank genome assembly
AUGCUUCGUAACAUGCUAUUCUCUGCUUCAAGUAGAGGCCGGUCUGUUGCAACUCUGAAAAGAGUUUCUCAAAUUCCGUUCAACAACAGCUCCAGGACAGCAUCCAAGGCUAGCCUAUUCUCUGGUGUGAGAUACCAGCAUUCAAAACCAUCGAAUAAGGACUCCCAAGGUGAAAAUCCUAAUAAAGAAGACCGCGAAAAGAAUGAUAAAGACGGCAAGAAAGAUCAGGGCCCAGAUGACUUCAAAACUCUGGGCGAGUACCUGAAAUCUAAACAGUUUUUGAGAACCAUGUACAUGACAGUGGGGUUCACUUUUAUCUUCCAUCUGUUGACGUCUCCAUCUUCUGAUCCGGAAGAUGGUCCAAUACUGACGUUGCAGGAAUUUAAAAGCAAAUAUCUCGAAAAGGGUCUGGUUAAAAAAAUGUACGUGGUUAACAAGCAAAUGGUCGAAGCAGAACUUCUGCCACAGGCCAUGGACUCCCUAGGAAGUGGGAACGGGUUUUUUUCCAGACCAAACACGUCACCGGUGGUAGCGUUCACAAUAGGGUCCGUCGACGUUUUUGAACAACAAAUCGACGAAAUCCAAGACAAGCUACAAAUACCGCCCAAUGAACGAAUUCCAGUCACAUACGUCGAAAAAGCAUCCAUUUUACAGUAUCUGUUCCCCUUUGCACCCACCGUCAUCCUACUAGGAGGUUUGUACUUCAUCACGAGACGGGCCUCGGGAUCUAUGGGCGGAGCCGGCGGAGGUGGACCCAUGGGCGGUAUGUUUGGCGUAGGUAAAUCUAAAGCCAAAUUGUUCAACAAGGAGACAGAUAUCAAGGUGAAGUUCAAGGACGUGGCUGGAUGUAUAGAGGCAAAAUCCGAAAUCAUGGAAUUUGUCCAUUUUUUGCAAAAACCAGACAAAUAUCGUGCGUUGGGAGCCAAGAUCCCUCGUGGCGCUAUUUUAUCUGGUCCUCCCGGUACCGGUAAGACUCUACUCGCAAAAGCUACUGCAGGUGAAGCUGGUGUACCAUUUUUGUCCGUAUCUGGGUCUGAAUUUGUCGAAAUGUUCGUCGGUGUCGGUGCCUCUCGUGUCCGCGAUUUGUUUGAAAACGCUAGGAAAAUGGCCCCUGCCAUAAUCUUUGUUGAUGAGAUUGAUGCCAUUGGUAAGGAAAGAGGAAAGGGUGGUGCCAUGGGCGGUUCUAAUGACGAACGUGAAGCAACUCUCAACCAGCUUUUAGUUGAAAUGGACGGGUUCAGCACCAGUGAUCAGGUAGUUGUUUUGGCAGGUACCAACAGACCGGACGUCUUGGACGGCGCAUUGUUGAGACCUGGAAGAUUUGACCGUCACAUUCAGAUCGAUGCUCCUGACGUCGAAGGUAGAAAGGCUAUUUACCAAGUGCAUUUGAAAAAGCUCAACUUGAGCCCAAAAUAUGGCGAGCCCGCUGAAAAGGAACUGCUAGCAGGGAAACUUGCAGCACUAACACCAGGAUUUGCCGGUGCUGAUAUUGCCAAUGCAUGCAAUGAAGCUGCUUUGAUCGCUGCUAGACAUCAAAAACCAUUUGUCGAGCUAUCGAAUUUCGAACAAGCCAUUGAGAGAGUCAUUGCGGGGCUUGAAAAGAAAUCGCGGGUUCUCUCACCGGAAGAGAAAAAGACAGUAGCCUACCAUGAAGCCGGCCACGCCGUUUGCGGCUGGUACUUACAGCACGCAGAUCCUCUACUGAAAGUGAGCAUUAUUCCUAGAGGCCAAGGUGCUCUAGGGUAUGCCCAGUACUUACCUCCUGAUCAAUACCUCGUCACUCAGGAGCAGUUCGAGCAUCGCAUGGUGAUGGCUCUAGGUGGAAGAGUAUCCGAGGAGUUGCACUUUCCCUUUGUCACCAGUGGAGCUCACGACGACUUCAAGAAAGUGACCAAUAUGGCACAGGCCAUGGUUACCAAACUCGGGAUGUCCCGCGCUAUCGGUUAUGUCGCAUAUGAUCAAGACGCCGGUGGAGUGCAAGUGAACAAACCUUUUAGUGAAAAAACCGCACGAAAGAUUGAUCAAGAAGUCAAGAAAAUUGUUGAUCAUGCUCAUCAAGCGUGCAAACAGCUUUUGACGGAUCGUAGCGAAGAUGUGGAACAUGUUGCCCAAGAGUUAUUAAAGAAAGAGGUGAUAACCAGGGAGGACAUGAUAAGGUUAUUAGGACCUCGUCCAUUUCCAGAGCGGAACGAGGCGUUUGAAAAAUAUCUGGAUCCGAAAAACAGCAAUGAAGGAAAUGUUGUUAAUGCAUGA